Molecule: messenger RNA, 1123 nt
Organism: Lentinula edodes (shiitake mushroom)
Lineage: Eukaryota; Fungi; Basidiomycota; Agaricomycetes; Agaricales; Omphalotaceae
Exons: 8
Coding region: 7-672 (221 amino acids)
Molecular function (GO): acyltransferase activity, transferring groups other than amino-acyl groups
Source: RefSeq, a predicted model, not a curated record
ACCGCCAUGAAUGCUGAACAGAAUAUCUAUGUCUAUGAGCUAAGACAUCCAACAGAGUCACAGCUAAAUGCCAUCGUGGAUAUCUGUGUAAAGGCAUACAGUGGAGAUAUCGCUGCCAAGAUCUUCACAGGAGGCGAUUCUAGCCUUGAUGAACCUAUGUGGAGGGCCAUGAUUUGUGCAGGAUUUCAUAGCGGUGCAGUUUAUGUAUCAUCCAAUAGUUCUAUUUUGGACCCGAUUAUGUCGAUUGGAGUUUGGUUUGGACCGGGAAAUGUCUUAUACGCAACUGAAGAACAACGUGCUUUGGGUUUCACCAAAUUUUUUUGCCAGAUUGCUCCAGAAUAUCAACAAUGGAUCAUAGAGGAUUUUGGGCCCAAAACUCGUCAAUUCAAGAGCAGAGUGCUAGGACCAACUACAGAGCGCGAUAGCUGGUACUGUAACAUAAUGGCUACACAUCCUGCUUAUCAACAACAAGGACUCGGUUCGGCUAUCAUUAAAGCCGUUUGUGCUCGGGCUGCAAUGGAAAAUGUCCCUCUCUGCCUUGGUACACAAUCUGACUCAAAUGCUGCAUUUUAUCGUGGCCUGGGGCUACAUGAAGUUGGAAGGAUGGAUGAACUGACACCAUGGGGAUUGUUUACAGGAAAUAUGUUCAUCCUCAAUUCACCCAAACAUUGAUCACAGCCAGGACACAACUGUACUCAAGAUUCUUGUCAUGCGCUGGCUCCAAGCCACAACGCAGUACUCCUCCCUUCUUUAUCCCAAGUAACACCCCGAACCUCCCUCUUGCCUCAUGGGAACCUCCCCUCCCUCCCUAGACGCCAUCUCGAAACCUCCUCAAACCGUAUCCGAGAACCCGAUACCUCCACAACCGCCACCGCUUGACAGACCCGGGAACUCGUCCACGCACCCAUCAGCCUAUUCUCAUAUAUCUUAGAUCAUCCCCUUUAGAUGUCCACUUCACACAAUGUUCCCCUGAUCCUUUCCUCCUGUCUAUAUAAGUACUCGUAUAUCCUAAGGAUCCCCAGCUUGGUAUAUUUUGAACACACACCCUUUACAUAGGUCCAGUCCCUGUCCCUUUGUACCUGCUACCUAUACGGAAUUCUCUCUACUCUCUGUUUCUCUACCU